UGGGAUCGAGUAGCGGCAGGAAGAUGGACAAAGAUGAACUGGAGCGGACCAAGAAUGUUCACAAAAUUCUACGCCUGACAACUCUGUUGCACAAACGGAUCCUUAUGGAUCUCCUGUCGUCCUCAUCCUCGGUUCCGUCGAAUGUUGCCCUCGACGCGCUUUUAGUACAAUCAGGCGCUCUCCUUGCUGCUUCGGACGAUUUGGUGUCCACUCUUUAUGUCCCACAAAAUUCGCAGACGGUACAUGAAGAGUUACAAUCAUUCUUGGACGUCGUCAAAGCGCUGCAGACAGGACUCCAAGCAUUCUUUCCAGCUGCAGAGGAUUUGGAGAAGCAAUUCAGUAAAGUCACCAUCCAAGGCGUCGGCGUCACUCAAGGCUCAACAGAACAAACUGGAGAUAAGGUGAAGACGAACAAGAAGUGGUUUGACACAUGCUUCGAUCAGAUAUAUAAGUUAGGAGCGACCUUUGAGAAUGCGUUGAAGCAGAAUAUAGCUGAUUCUGUACGUGGAUCAUGACAUCCAGAUUAUUUUCUGUU
Molecule: messenger RNA, 535 nt
Organism: Serpula lacrymans var. lacrymans S7.9
Lineage: Eukaryota; Fungi; Basidiomycota; Agaricomycetes; Boletales; Serpulaceae
Exons: 2
Coding region: 24-515 (163 amino acids)
Source: RefSeq, a predicted model, not a curated record